UUCAUCUAGUCUUAGUGAUGUCUGGACGUGGCAAAGGCGGGAAGGGCUUGGGUAAAGGAGGCGCCAAGCGCCACCGCAAAGUCCUGCGGGAUAACAUUCAAGGGAUCACAAAACCUGCAAUCCGUCGCCUGGCUCGUCGCGGUGGAGUAAAGCGCAUCUCAGGUCUUAUUUAUGAGGAGACCCGCGGGGUUCUGAAAGUGUUUCUGGAGAACGUAAUUCGGGACGCGGUCACCUAUACCGAGCACGCCAAGCGCAAGACUGUCACGGCCAUGGACGUGGUCUACGCGCUCAAGCGCCAGGGACGCACUCUCUACGGAUUUGGCGGUUAAGUCGGCACCCACAAACUAAUUUUCUGUAGCAAUGCCCAAGGCCCUUUUCAGGGCCACCUAACUACUCGCUUGAAAGAGCUUGUUACCCUGAACUGGUGUUUUCAGGUUUUUUUGUAAGGAACUUGAGUUCCGAAGUUUGUUAGAUUUUUGGGGUGCAGUUGCUUUAAUGCAGCUCAUGUUUGCUUAGGUUUGAGUGCAUCAAACGUUUACACCGUGUUGCAGUUUUAAUGCCACACGAUGGCUUUUCCAGUGUAGAACCCUUAAGCGUCCCCCAUUGUUUGAAUAGCACUUCUGAUUCUUAGGAAUUCUCGGUCUUGCAAAAUUAACCAGUGAACUUUAAGAUUUUACUAAUUUAUUAGAUUUUCCGA
Messenger RNA from Orcinus orca (killer whale), 697 nucleotides. Its product is annotated as histone H4. Gene Ontology annotation, molecular function: structural constituent of chromatin; DNA binding; protein heterodimerization activity. NCBI's taxonomy places the organism in Eukaryota, Metazoa, Chordata, Mammalia, Artiodactyla, Delphinidae. The record is from RefSeq and is a predicted model, not a curated record. Gene Ontology annotation, cellular component: nucleosome. The coding region runs from base 18 to 329 and encodes 103 amino acids. Gene Ontology annotation, biological process: nucleosome assembly. The transcript has a single exon.